Messenger RNA from Colias croceus (clouded yellow), 3997 nucleotides. RefSeq names its product dynamin-1-like protein (gene Drp1). Gene Ontology annotation, cellular component: membrane; cytoplasm; microtubule. Gene Ontology annotation, molecular function: microtubule binding; GTPase activity; GTP binding. The record is from RefSeq and is a predicted model, not a curated record. Lineage: Eukaryota; Metazoa; Arthropoda; Insecta; Lepidoptera; Pieridae. Gene Ontology annotation, biological process: mitochondrial fission. Bases 154 to 2541 code for a protein of 795 amino acids. The transcript has 17 exons.
UAUGGUAACCCUCAAAUUCAAUAUGGCCGAUUUUUACCGGUCAGUUAUUGUGUUUUGAUAUUAAUUAAUAAAUUGCAUGAAAAGAUAAAAAAGGAGCAUAGUCAUUUGUUCAUAAAUAAUAAAUUUUAGCAUAUUUUGAUUUAAUCAAUAAUUAUGGAAGCACUUAUACCAGUUAUUAACAAAUUACAAGACGUUUUCAAUACUGUUGGAGCUGAUGCCAUUCAAUUACCUCAAAUUGUCGUGUUGGGAACCCAGAGUUCUGGUAAGAGUUCCGUUAUAGAAAGUCUUGUUGGAAAAUCUUUCUUGCCUCGGGGACCUGGAAUUGUAACACGCCGUCCUCUUAUUCUUCAAUUAGUAUACAGCCCAAAAGAAAGCAAGGAACAUCGGUCAGCUGAAGAAGGUACAAUCAAUUUGGAAGAAUGGGGCAAAUUUCUGCAUACCAAGGAGAAAAUUUACACAGAUUUCGAUCAAAUAAGACAAGAAAUAGAAAGAGAGACGGACCGCAUGGCUGGAAGCAACAAAGGAAUUUGUCCAGAACCGAUCAAUUUAAAGAUAUAUUCAACCAAAGUUGUGAAUCUUACACUUGUAGAUUUGCCUGGCAUCACAAAGGUACCAAUAGGUGAUCAACCGGAGGAUAUUGAGAAUCAAAUCAGAAAUCUCAUAAUAAAACACAUAGCUAAUCCAAAUUCAAUAAUACUUGCUGUAACAGCCGCAAAUACUGAUAUGGCUACAAGUGAAGCCAUAAAGAUGGCUAAAGAAGUUGAUCCAGAUGGAAGACGAACUUUGGCUGUGGUUACUAAGUUAGACUUGAUGGACGCAGGAACUGACGCUAUAGACAUUCUGUGUGGGCGUGUGAUACCAGUGAAACUGGGAAUUAUUGGUGUUGUCAAUAGAUCACAGCAAGAUAUCAUUGAUAAGAAAACUAUUACGGAUUCAUUGAAAGAUGAAGCUACCUACCUCCAAAGAAAGUAUCCUACUAUUGCAACUCGGAACGGCACGCCGUAUUUGGCGAAGACCUUAAAUAGGCUGUUAAUGCACCAUAUACGGGACUGUUUACCGGAACUGAAGGUUAGAGUAAAUGUGAUGAUAUCUCAAUUCCAAUCUCUUCUCAACUCAUAUGGAGAAGACGUAUCAGACAAGUCCCAGACUCUGCUACAAAUUAUCACCAAGUUUGCGAGUGCAUAUUGCUCCACUAUCGAGGGUACUGCGAGAAAUAUUGAAACAACUGAACUGUGUGGUGGUGCUAGAAUAUGCUAUAUUUUCCAUGAAACCUUUGGACGCACUUUGGAUUCCAUUCAUCCGUUAGUUGGUUUAUCUCGUAUGGAUAUUCUAACUGCGAUACGUAACGCGACCGGCCCUCGACCGGCGCUGUUUGUGCCUGAAGUGUCAUUCGAAUUGCUAGUCAAGAGGCAGAUAAGGAGAUUAGAAGAUCCUUCUUUGCGUUGUGUUGAAUUGGUGCACGAGGAGAUGCAGCGCAUCGUGCAGCACUGCGGCACGGAGGUGCAGCAGGAGAUGCUGCGGUUCCCGCGGCUGCACCAGCGCAUCGUGGACGUGGUCACGCAGCUGCUGCGCACGCGCCUGCCCGCCACCAACUCUAUGGUGAGCGCCGUGUGUGUGUGUGUCUGUGUGCACUGCGGCACGGAGGUGCAGCAGGAGAUGCUGCGGUUCCCGCGGCUGCACCAGCGCAUCGUGGACGUGGUCACGCAGCUGCUGCGCACGCGCCUGCCCGCCACCAACUCUAUGGUGGAGAAUUUAGUGGCGAUCGAGCUGGCGUAUAUCAACACGAAGCACCCGGACUUCCACCGCGAGGCCGCACUCGUGUCGGGUCUGCUGAAGAGCACGGACGGGCUGGACGACCGCAGGCCGCUGAGACCUGCACCCUCACCGGUACACGCCGUUGUUAAACAAUUUCUUCGACAAAUGGGUGAAAGAGGGUCCACUCUGGUAUACCUAGCGAAUAUAUGGGAGAACUACUCUCAGCAAGUGCCCGCGAUCACUGACGGCCACGAGAACAGAUCGCCGCAGUCGCGCGAAUCGCCUAACACGCCGCAGAUGAACGGAAGCCCCGAGAACAAAGCGCUGACUCCACAAAAGCCAGUGAAUUUGCUGCCCGAAGUGCCGAGCCACACUUCACGAAAACUCUCUGAUAGAGAACAGCAUGAUUGCGAUGUUAUUGGUGGACGGAGCGAGAAUGGAACUUGUCAAAAAGCUAAUCAAAAGACAAUAGACGGGAUCAGUAUGAUGCAUUUGAAUCAUAUGGGUGAUUUAGUCGAGAAACUGAUCAAAUCGUACUUCUACAUAGUGCGUAAAUCGAUACAAGACUCAGUGCCCAAGGCGGUGAUGCACUUCCUAGUGAACUAUGUGAAAGAUAACUUGCAGUCGGAGUUAGUGACUCACUUGUACAAGUCGGACCAAGCGGAGAGUCUGCUCAAUGAGAGUGAGCACAUCGCGCAGAGGAGGAAGGAGGCGGCUGAUAUGCUUAAGGCUCUGCAGCGCGCCGGGCAAAUCAUAAGCGAGAUCCGAGAGACACACAUGUGGUGAUGUUCCUCGCGAGACGACUCUAGUCUGUGAAUUAGUGAAUUUGUACUGUACAUACUCGUGUAGCGUAGGCGAAUUAUGUGCGUUAGGCGUUAUUUACUUAUAUCCCCUUUGUUCUUGCUUGUUUCUGACGUUAUGGGCGCGUACAAACUUGGAAAAAGAAAAAAUAUAUUUGAUUUUUAAUGAUCAAUGUGAUCUAUGCAUGUAUGAAAUUUGUCCCAAAGAUAAAAUGGAUUGAUUGUUCGAUUUAUGAUUAAAAUAAAUAUUUAAUGUUAAAUAUUUUCAUGCUUAUACAAUAACGAAAAAUGAAAUAGACUAUAGAAAUAUAUUAAUAAUUGAAAAUAAUUAAAUUUAUGUUCAAGAGUUUUUUUUUUUCUUGUUUGUAAGCGCCUUUUGACACAUGACAGUUAUUUGGAAAUUCGUCAGGAAAAUAGGAACGAAGCUAAUAAUAUUAGUUAGCUGUUACACUUGAUUCUUGUUUCAUUAAUGGAAUAAUUUACGUUACGAUUUUAGAGAGUUGAGAAUGAAUUAGGAAUUUAGUUUUUUAUUGUUUAUGCAUUAAUUUUACUAACGCGGCAUCUGCACUCGUGUAUUUUAUAUAAACAAAGGUAGUUUGUAACAUAAGACAGUUUAGUCUUAAUAUUUGCAUCAAGUGCAAAAUAUUAAAUUGUUUAGCUACUAUAAUUAUAAUGACGCUUUUCGAAAUCAGUCCUAUUCAAAUAACCUUUUGAUUUCGUUAAAAGGUUAUAUGCUUUUGUACUUAGUCGGAUUUUGCAUGCAAGAAAGAUUCAUGACUAUCAUUAUAUUAUUAAAAUAAAUGAAAUGUUAAUGGGACUGAUUUGUUCAUUAUUUUCUCAAUGUGCACAAACAACCUAGUUACUUCAGUUACCAUUUCGCUUGUAGUGUAUUUUAAACGCUUUUAAGGUAAUUUACGUAUCAAGUGUAACAUUAUUACAUUGUAGUGAAAAACAGUGAUAUUAUUUAGGAUUCUUAUGCCCCUUCCAAAGCGGUAGAAUUUGUUGGGUAUUUUUUUUUUACAUGAAUGUUCGGUUAAUGGAAUUGUGUUAACUGUUCGAUUGUUGUGUUUGUUCUUAAAAUUAUGAGUGAAUUAUAAAUUGAUUGCAAACAGGGCUCUUGGUAUUGUAGAGUAGAUACUCGUUUUGUCUUUCAUAUAUUGGCUAUUUUUAGACUUACAGUAUGUUUUAAUAAUAAUGGAGUUCCUUUAUACAUAAUGCAUGUUUGAAGUCAUACUUGUGUCAUUGUCGAAACGAAAUGUAUUUACGAUAUUGCAAAUAUAAUUUUUAUCUUCAAAUUAGAUUAGUAUUCCAAUGUUAUGCGAUAUAUUUAUUGUUAUAGUCCGCAGUGUGAUGCUAUGUGUACCGAAACCAAUUGAAUGUUACGCAACGUAAGAUUGUAUUUGAAAGUCUGUUAUAAAUUAAAUAGAAUAUUGUCACCUUUA